AUGCGGCACCAUCGCAGCCGCAGCAACAGCGUGGACCGGUCCCCGGGGAGGCGGCCCAGGCCCCAGGCGGGCCCGGCCUACCCAGCCUGGCGCAGCCACAGCCGCGACACAACUCCGACGCGCCGCAGCCCCCCAACAGCAAGCUACCCGGAGACUCACAGCAACUCGCAGGGACGGCGCCCCCAGAGUCCCAGUCCCCAGCGCCGCAGCCGCCGCCGCCGCCCCUGGCACAGCCACAGCCACAGCCCCAAGCCCCCGGGCCGCCGCCGCAGCAGGAGCCAUCCCGGGGCAGACGGGGUCCGCCGCCACUGGUUCAGCCCCAGCCCACGAGGACGCAAGAAGCGCGGCUAUCGUUCGCAGCGCCGCGGCAAGAGCCACAGCCCUCGGCGCCCCCCCUGGAUGAGCUACAGCCCCCGGCGGCCCCCCUGGAUGAGCCGCAGCCCCCCAGACGCGCGGCACCGCCGCAGUAGAAGUCGCCGCAAGGCCCGCAGGAGGAAGGAAGACGCCGGCUCCCCGCGCCGCCGCCGCCACUGGUUCAGCGAGAGCCGCAGCCCGCAGCCCAGCAGGAAGAAAAGCAGCCGCAGCCGCCGCCGCAAGGUGAGCCACAGCUCGCCGCGCCGCCGCCGCCCCCCGUGGCUCAGCCCACGGCCUCGAAGCGGCAGCCCCCGCAGGACACACCACUGGUUCAGCCCCAGCCCUCGCCGCGACCGCCGCCCCCCCACCAAGAGCCCUCGUCGCCGCCGGGACGCCAAGAUGGCCCGCAGCCCGCAGCCCCGGACCGCCGCCCGCCCCAGGCCUGAGCGGCGCCACUGGUUCAGCCCCGCAGCCCCGAAGAGGCCCCGCAAGACGAGGCGCCGCGCCCCGCGACGCAGCUACCGGCAGCGACGCAGCCUCAGCACGCACCGCACCUUCCUGCAGCGCCGCAGCCAGAGUCCGCACCCGCUGUACCGCCACCGCCGCUCCCGCAGCACCGAGAUGAGCCGCAGUCUCAGCGACUACCACAGCCGCAGCCACAGCGACCACCCCAAGACCCGCCACGCCCACCCCCGAGAUGAGGAGCCACAGUGA
Molecule: messenger RNA, 1068 nt
Organism: Eriocheir sinensis (Chinese mitten crab)
Lineage: Eukaryota; Metazoa; Arthropoda; Malacostraca; Decapoda; Varunidae
Product: serine/arginine repetitive matrix protein 1-like
Exons: 2
Coding region: 1-1068 (355 amino acids)
Source: RefSeq, a predicted model, not a curated record